This is a messenger RNA of Capsicum annuum, 4572 nucleotides long. RefSeq names its product protein RMD5 homolog. Gene Ontology annotation, molecular function: protein binding; ubiquitin protein ligase activity. Gene Ontology annotation, cellular component: GID complex; cytoplasm; nucleus. The coding region runs from base 3192 to 4352 and encodes 386 amino acids. NCBI's taxonomy places the organism in Eukaryota, Viridiplantae, Streptophyta, Magnoliopsida, Solanales, Solanaceae. Gene Ontology annotation, biological process: proteasome-mediated ubiquitin-dependent protein catabolic process. The transcript has 2 exons. The record is from RefSeq and is a predicted model, not a curated record.
CAAUUGCGCACCGGUUUCUCUGAGCGCGACAAAACAUUUAAUUCAUUCAGAAAUUCUUUUAAUUCUAGUUAGCGGCAUAUAUGUUUUAUUUCGCGUAUUAGGAAAAAAGGAGACUUAUAUGUUUGUGUAGGAAUAAAUGUGUCAUCCAGAGUUCAUCUAGUCUAAGAGAGCAUCUAAGUUGAUACCCCAAGGGCUUUAGUCUAAUGGUAAGUGUGUAACAUGUGCUGUGUGGAUUAGGCGCACGUCAUAUGUUAGAAUCCUGUCUUAAAAAAAACUUGGAGUUUAUAUUGAGAAAGGUAGAGGGGUGGACGAGUCCGGAAUCAUGCUUCACUGGUCCUCGGGAAAUUUCUUGAAUAUAAAAAAGCGAGAACAUCCAAGUGACUUAGAAGAUAAGCUAUUUCGUUUUGGAUGAUAUGGGUCUAAAAAGAAUGUUAGGAUAAUAUGGGGGUCCUAUGCCUAAUUUUCUGUUAUAAUGUGUUGUCCUUGGGCCACAAUUAAUCUUCUGAAUUUUAGAUUGGAUCUACUUGUGAACAUGUACUUUUCUUGAAUUUCUCCUUCCAAGCAUAAAAGGGAUCUUUCAUGUAUUUCAAGUCAGAAAUGGUUAGGUACCAAAUCAACAAGUUUAGAUAUUCCAAUCUUGUUGAAAUCUGUAUCUACACUUUCCCUUCCAUGAAUUGGCUUUUGGACAUGUCUUGAAUUCAUCCUUCAAAAUAUUAAAGAAAACUUUCAUGUAUUUCAUGUCAGAAAUGGUUGGGUAUACUGAAGCAUUAAGCGUACAUGUUCUAGUUUCGUUUAAAUCUGGAUCGAUAGUCUCCCUGCCAUGAAAUGGCUUAUGUGCAAGUCAUUAAGAACCAAAUGUUUACCUUAGAAGAUAGUACCCUCAAUAUUGAGAUUGCUACAUUUAGAUGAAUGUGUCUAAAUGCAGCAUCGGAACCAAUCUUGCGAUGUCACUUCUCAUCUCUUCUACCAAUUAAUGUAAUAUUUGGAGAUCAAUUAAUCAGGCUGAAUUGUUUUACACUCACCCUGUAUUCUUAACUGCGCGCACAGGCCCUUGGGGAUUCCUCGGUUAUAAAAGUAAAACAAAAAUAAUGGCUAAAUUCUCCUAGCUAUUGCGUAGAAGUUAGAGCAGUGGAUGUGCUAACUGAUUUGAUUAUGAAACCUAAGUUUUUCUUUUUUGCUUUCUUCUGUUAAAAAAUAAUGCAAAAUUAUGCUUGAGCUAGGGAUAGUAAUCCACUUAACCUCCAAACGACCCGUUAAACAUAUGCAAAGUUAAUCGCCGCAAGCAACACACCAAGUAUGUACCUAUUCAUAUCCCACCUGUUCAAAAGAUCUCAUGUUUCUUUGCUCCAAAGUACCACAUACGUAACUAGGGUUGCAUUUCUAACAUGUUCGUCUUCUUUCAUGAAUAUUCUCAACUAUGCAUCACAUACUUCACUACUUUUGAUAUUUUCUAUUUUUUAGCAAAUUCUCAAUUUUGUUUCAUUUUCUCGUCUUACUUUCCUUUUUAGUCUGUUUAAAAAAAGAAUUGUCUUUUCCUAAUUUGGCAGCUCUUUAAUUUCAAAACUCCGCAUGACUUUUUUUUCAAUAACCAUGGUGUCCGGGCCAGCUUGUGCGCACCUCGAUUAUUUCUACAGGAUACCCGCCACCUCCUACCUGGAGCAGGUAUCAUGCAACUCCGUCCACCAAGGCUAGAACAGAUGGGAAGAAAUCACCUAAUGUUUGUCUCUGUUGGGAAUUGAACCUGAGACCUCAUGGUGCUCAACCCAACUUCAUUGAACCAUUAGGCCACACCCUUGGAUGCGAAAAAAACUCCACAUGGCAUGUUUGUGAUCACAUAAUUAAAGGAAAUUUUGGUACAUUAUACAUAUCUUUAGUUAACAACCUUAAGAUUCAAAAGUCUUCUUUACUUUCUUAAACUCCUUGUCCAGACAAACAAAUCAAAACGGAGGGAGUAUGCAGUAAAGUAAGUCAAUGGAAUAACGGUUGACUUGGUAAAAACACCCGAGGUCAACUUGAAUUGUUUAGGGUGGCCUUGGUUCUUAGUUUUCUUAUAGUUAUGUUGUUCAGGCACUUUAAUGCACCUCAGAUAUUCCACUCCUACUUGUUACCUCCCAUCAUUAAAGGCAUCAAGUAACUCCGACCAGUAAGACUUAAGUAGUAGAUACAAGAUAACUUGUAGCAUAUAUUUUCUAAACCCUUGUUUAAGAGAUCUUUACACGGUGUUUAUCACACCCACUUGGAGGAAAACCUUAUUUUGAAGGUUCUGUUUUACAAGCAAUUAGGAUUUUUGUAGGCUCGAUGGAGUGCAAGUUUCUUGAUUAUAGGGAAGGGUUUCAAAGGUCAUAGAAUAGUGAAAGUAGUACGUAUUACUAUAUUGGUGGGGCGUCUAGUGUAAUUUAUGAUGGCAGGUUGAAUAUCGAGAUACAACAAUAGACAAUCUGGACCAGUCUUAUGUGGUGGCAGAUGAAUUGCUCAGCCAUUGACAUCAAAAUGUAUAGUUUCAAAGGGCUUUUUUUAUGAUAGUCUUGGAAGUCCAUUGAGAAAAGUAGUAUAAGCAGAAUUUGAAGAGAAAAAACUCCUAACUAGAAGAACAUGAGUACCUUCUCCCGCAGGACCUUUCUUUUCAUUUAUUAGAUCCUUUCUGUUUAAGGCUGUUCCAAAAUGUUUGUAAAUAAGAUCUGCUUCAAAUAGUGAUAUUGUUUGUGAAACUAAUACUUAAAAGGCUUCUUGUUGACUUGGUUAACAAAGUAAAUGGUGUCCUUUAUAUGGGAGUGUCUUUAGGCGCACAAUAUGGUGGAAUGAAUCUACACAUGAAACGAAGGGUUUUUUGCACUGCACGUGGAACAAAAUCUGUUCUUGAUUAACCAAAAGAGAGAUAGUGUUGCAAAAUUGUUGGAUAUUAUUGGUGUAACUUAAAUUGGUAAAGCAAUGACAAAAGAUCCGAAGUUUAGAGUGGGAUCCUGGUUGCAUAGAAAGUCGCAUACCUCCCACUAGAGAGAGUGGCACUAGAACCGUCACCAGAAAGAUGAAUAGUGUUUGGACGAUCCCGGAAAGUAGUGGUGCUGAAAUAGUAGCCAGAAAGGAGCGAUGUGUGUGUGGUUGUGCUCUAUGUGAGAGGAGAGAUGUGUGGUGUUUUUUCCUCAACUGGUGAGACAAGCUAGCAGCAGGCAAAGGAAUUCGAGAAAUUAAAAAUGGAGCUGAGUACAAUUAAAGAUGCCUUUGAUCGUGUCACAAAGAAGCAAAAGGUUGCAUCAUCAAAAUCUCAAGAAGUGAUUGAGCAGAUCGGUCAUGAAAUAGAACAAGCACUGUUGAAGAUACAAUCAAUAAAUGAUACUGCAUCUUUGAGUGAACACAAAGUGAUUCUUAGUGAACUAAAAGCCAAGUUGAAGGAAGUUGCUCCGCUCAGUCAGUUGGAAGGAACACAAAAAGAACUAAAUGUUGCACUAAGCAAGUACCCAAAGCUCCUUGAGAAGUCUCUAAAUCCUGAUAUAUCAAAGGCUUACAGGAAUGUUGGUUCAGAUAUCCAUACUGUUAACCAGAUAAUUGCCAGCCAUUUCUACCGGGAAGGCCACUUUGAUCUUGGUGAUUGUUUUGCAAAUGAGGCCAGAGAAUCUGAAGCUGCAGACCAAAAAUCUCCAUUUCUGCAAAUGUAUCAGAUACUUGAAGCCAUGAGGUCUAGGAACUUGGAUCCAGCUGUUAGUUGGGCCACCACCAAUAGUGAGAAACUUAAGCUAAGUGGAUCUGAUAUUGAAAUGAAGCUACACAGGCAGCAGUUUGUAGAAAUUCUGCAGAAUAAAGGUAGAGAUGAAGCUUUAGGUUAUGCUAGAACGAACUUCCCACCUUUUGCUACCAAAUAUUUGGCAGAGAUCCAGAGGCUCAUGGCCUGUCUAUUGUGGGCUGGGAAACUGGAUUCCUCACCUUACUCGGAUUUACUAUCUCCUUGCCACUGGGAUAAACUGGCUGAAGAGCUUGCUCGUCAGUUCUGCAAUCUCAUGGGUCAAUCCUAUGAGAGUCCAUUGAGUGCGACCAUUGCUGCUGGCGUCCAGGGGUUGCCAACCCUUCUGAAACUGAUGAAUGUGAUGACUGGGAAAAAGCAGGAGUGGCAAUCCAUGAAACAAUUACCCGUGCCAAUAGACUUGGACAGAGAAUUUCAGUUCCACUCUAUCUUUGUCUGUCCAGUGAGUCGGGAUCAGGCAACAGAGGAGAAUCCGCCUAUGCUGAUGUCUUGCGGGCAUGUGCUAUGCAAGCAAUCUAUUACAAAACUGUCAAAGAAUAACAAUACACGGCCUUUCAAGUGUCCUUACUGCCCCACAGAGGUUGAGGUCGGUCAGUGUAAACAAUUGUUCUUCUAGUAUGAAUUGAUUGUCUCAGCGUUUGUAUUAAAAUCUUCUCGUCACCCCUCUUUUAUCUCUAUUCUCUUUGAACUCAAUUCACGUUCAUUCGUUACAUGGUUGAUGGUACCUCUGACCGUAGUGUUAAUUGUGCUUAAAAUUGCUCUAUUCGAUGUACUAUGGUAAAUUGGAUGUAAAUAGGAAAUUCUUUACCAUUUCAUGCAACUAAUUUGAAAUGCCA